UUUUUUCUCUGGGCUUCUGUAAUAAUCCGCCUCUUUUGGACUCAAACAUACUGAGAUUUUUCCGAGCACAGAGAGACACACACUGCUCUGCUAACUCUACAGUCUGGUGUGACACAGACUCAGUGGUAGAAUGAAAGUCCACACACUCUUCUGGAUCAGUGUGAUUUCACUGUUUGUUAGCACCAUUUGUGCCUCUGAGUGGAAGAAGAAAUGUGAGGAGGAGUGGGGCCUGCAGGGAGCUCCGAUGCCCGACAGUCUGGACUGGGAGUCCGUGUAUGAAGCCAGACCACUGGGGAGGAAUUUACUGAAGAAUCCUUCACCUCACGGCUUGAGUAAGGACAACCCUCCUCCUAAUCCUAAUUCCAGAAAAGCACAAACUCGAGAAUUUUCACGACGUAAGCCUACAGGCAACUUCAACGGCUGGAACACGAGCACAGAAAGUCUCCCAGUCGACAGGAGUGGCUUCCCACCUGGUGCUGUUGUCUGUGGAUUUAUGAGAUACGUCUGGUUCUCCCUGGAGCAGGUUGUGGACCUGAAGGCGGAGGGACUGUGGGACGAGCUGCUGGAUGAGUUUCAGCCUGAAAUCGUCAUCCAGGACUGGUAUGAGGAGAGUAAAGUUGCUGAACACAUCUAUGAGCUGCACGUGACGUUACUGUCAGAAAACAUGACGGUGAUCUCAGAGCACUCCGUCCAGCCCACUGAAGACCGCAGCUCUUCCUCAUACACCUGGAAGGAGGUGUCUCAUGUGUUCUCUGGUUAUGGAUCCGGGUUGAGAUAUGUCCGCUUCCAGCACCGUCUGAAGAACAAGUUCGGGGAUGGGAUUAUGCGUGGGUUUUACCAAACGAUGUUCUGUGACAGCUCAGUGAUCGUCAAACCAACCAAGAGCAGCUCCUAAUCCUCCUGAGAAGUGCAGAGCAGAUAUACGGCUAACACACUCAAUAUAACCUGCAUGAUCAACACUGAACCCCUUCAAGCCAGUUCUCCUUUGCUUUGUUUUAAUGCUCUGAUGAAUAUUACAAAGAGGCCUUCAUCUGUGUUUUUAUAUGCUGCUUUUAUGAACUUUGCACUGCUUCAAAGUUAUAUGUAAAUAACCACACUGUGAUUCAUGAUACAAAUAAACACCUUCAUUCUC
Molecule: messenger RNA, 1132 nt
Organism: Notolabrus celidotus (New Zealand spotty)
Lineage: Eukaryota; Metazoa; Chordata; Actinopteri; Labriformes; Labridae
Product: F-box only protein 50-like
Exons: 6
Coding region: 131-895 (254 amino acids)
Biological process (GO): SCF-dependent proteasomal ubiquitin-dependent protein catabolic process; glycoprotein catabolic process
Cellular component (GO): cytoplasm; SCF ubiquitin ligase complex
Molecular function (GO): ubiquitin protein ligase activity
Source: RefSeq, a predicted model, not a curated record